AUGUCUCGAGCAGGCUCCGCUGCUCAACCAAGAGCCUUGACAUUGACUGAAGAGCUGGAGAAACUCGAACAGUCCAUUACAUUGACACUGCAAGAGAUCGACCACAACUUCAGUCGAGCACACCGCAUAGUCACUUCGAGCAUCCUGCCCAUCGUUGAACAAUAUGCCACGCAUUCGAAGGAGGUCUGGGAAGGGUCAAGAUUCUGGAAGCAAUUCUUUGAAUCAAGCGCCAACGUGUCCCUGUCAGGCUACGAGGAGCAACAAUCACACUUGGAGAAUGCAGACACCACAGUGACCGAAGACACCCACACUAUAACACACAGCACUUUGGAGACGUCGCAGUCCUACGAAACCCCUUCCGCCCAGCACAUCUCAACCGACUCAAUACAGGAUCUGGAUCUCUCCAACAUGACCAUCUCGCCCUCCAAGAGCAGCACUCCGCGGCCUCACGUAUCACAAAAGCCACAAAAGCAAGGGAAUGCCACUUUCGCCGACUACCCAUCGCCGUAUGAGGCCUUGCGACAAGAAGUCCACAGCACGGUUGUCGACAACACGUCACUCGCUCAACCGACCCUGCCCGAAACCCCCGGCAGCCGACCGGUGUUUCCCAUGGAUAACAUUGCCGUUGGGACACCAGAAUCCUCGCCGUUCCUACCUCCCGGACCAACCUCAAUCACGCGCCCAUCGACAACCCGCAAAAGAACAGAUCCUCUACUUCACCGAAUCCUGGACAGAAACUACCGCGUCCAAGCCACGCCGGUCACCAGUCAGCGCUACGCAAAUCUGCAAUCGACAACUCGUGCUACGCCCUCGACCGCCAAACGUGCUCGAUCUGCAACACUGGACGAUUCCACUUUAUCGUCGAGCCCGGAAGCACCUCCGCCCGAGCUCCACCCGGAGAUCUUCUCCUCGCCCGAACGCAAGAGACCCAUCCCCGGUGUCAGCGUCCUGACACCAUCACGGGCGCGGUCAAAAUCCCAACCGUUAAAGGCCCCAGCCCGCACGCCGGGAGUCUGGGACAGUGACGACGACGAUCUCGAUGACGACAUUCUCUUCGACCAAUCUCCACCCAAGACCAUGCAAUUCCACGUCCCUCAGAAUCGCCUGCUGAAAACGCCAGCCAAGGAAGCGUCGAAGCGGAUCGUCGAGGACAUUCUCACCAACGCCGGCAUAGAUUAUGGGGAGGAAGAACUCGACUUCACACAAGAGUUGGAAACGCAGGGGUUUGAUCUGGACGUCAGUGGAGGAGAGCCGACCAGCCCGAGUGUGGUCCGCAAAGCAAUGAAUAUCGAGGAUGAAACGUUCUGA
Fonsecaea multimorphosa CBS 102226 is the source of this 1308-nucleotide messenger RNA. RefSeq lists its product as uncharacterized. The record is from RefSeq and is a predicted model, not a curated record. The transcript has 3 exons. Gene Ontology annotation, biological process: attachment of spindle microtubules to kinetochore. NCBI's taxonomy places the organism in Eukaryota, Fungi, Ascomycota, Eurotiomycetes, Chaetothyriales, Herpotrichiellaceae. Bases 1 to 1308 code for a protein of 435 amino acids. Gene Ontology annotation, cellular component: mitotic spindle; DASH complex; mitotic spindle pole body.